UAACAGUCCUCAGUCAUUGUGGCAAAUAGCGAAUCGAUCCCACACUCAAGGACCAUCUCCGUGUCAAUUAAAGAAUAGUUGUGCUGAUGAGUAUCGGUGCGGUUCAUGCAACAGCGACCUCGCAACAUAGUAUAUUUAUCUUCAGAAACUCAUUGGAAUUCGAUUCAGCUUCGACUCUAGGCUCUUGGUGGUGAGCUGAAGAAGCUUGACAAUCUUGUGGAAGCGCGUUUGGUCGAAGCUUGAUCACACGUGAUGGCGACUCAUCGGGUUGCCAACCUUCAGCUGACCCUUCUAUGUCUGUGGCUUCAUUGUGGAGGAUUAGUGCUGGUGACUGUCGGGGCAGCCCAUGCUGACCCCAAGAAGACGAUCAACCGGGAUGCAGUGGAAAAGGAUUUUUUCUCCUGGGUUGCAACGAUGGAGCAGAAUCACCAGGCUCACAUCACGGCAGAUACAGCUGAGAUGACUUUUCAAGACUUCAACGGUGGUACUCUUGCUGCAGCUAAUACUCUUGUGGUAGGCGCUGGGGGGUACAAGACGGUGCAGUCUGCUGUGAAUGAUGCAGCUUCCGGGGGAUCUAGGACCAUCAUUCAGAUUAAUUCAGGAACAUACCGGGAGAAGGUAACAGUACUGAAGGGGAAGACGAUCACUUUCCAAGGUGUUAACAAUCCGGUAAUUGUUUACGAUGAUACUGCGGGUUCAGCAGGGAGCACUUCUAACAGUGCCUCAGUCACGAUCCUUGCCGACAAUUUCAUUGCCAGAGGCGUAACUUUCAAGAACUCGGCUCCUGCCCCUCCUGGAGGCGCUGUCAACAAGCAAGCUGUAGCGCUUCGAAUUUCAGGCGACAAAGGAGCGUUCUACAACUGUGCCUUUAUAGGCGCUCAAGACACGCUCUACGAUCAAAAGGGCCGUCACUACUUCAAGGAUUGUUACAUAGAAGGCAGCAUCGACUUCAUCUGUGGAGACGGGCAAUCGCUUUACAAGAAUUGUCAGUUGCACUCCAUAGCCAACCCGGGAAGCGGAUCGAUAGCAGCGCAGAAGAGAACAGGCGACACCAGUACAGGCUUCUCUUUCGUGGGCUGCACAAUCACAGGCAGUGGACCCAUCUACUUGGGACGCGCGUGGGGUCCCAACUCCCGAAUCGUCUUCAUCUACUGCAACAUAGCGGACAUCAUUCGACCCGAGGGAUGGCACAACUGGGGAGACAGCAGCAGGGAGAAGACGGUGUUCUACGGCCAAUACAAGUGCACCGGAGCAGGGGCCGACCAGAGCAAACGAUAUGGCUGGUCUCAUGAGCUCACAGAGUCGCAAGCUGUUGCACUUUCUUCCAUGACCUUCAUUGAUGGAGCUAGUUGGGUCCAGACAUAACUCCCACUUCUAGAUCUCUGAUUCACCAUGUGACUGCAAACUAGCAACACACUCACACAACUUCACCGCUUUCGGUCACACCGCUCCCUUGCAGUUCCAUGUUUGUUUGUGGUGGUAUCAGCUUCGGAGUUCUCAGUUUGUGUAGGUUUGGAACUAGAUCGGUCAAUUUGCCAGAAUUCAUGCAUUCGAAUCAAGUAUUCUGUUCUUCCUACGUUUCUUCUUCUACUGUAGAAUGUUACAAAGUGUACAGCGUACAGUGCCCGUUCCCAUCGCUGCAGGUUUCAUUAAUAAAACUUCAACCUUUUCCGUA
Molecule: messenger RNA, 1675 nt
Organism: Physcomitrium patens
Lineage: Eukaryota; Viridiplantae; Streptophyta; Bryopsida; Funariales; Funariaceae
Product: putative pectinesterase 15
Biological process (GO): cell wall modification; pectin catabolic process
Molecular function (GO): pectinesterase activity
Source: RefSeq, a predicted model, not a curated record